Aphanomyces invadans is the source of this 1655-nucleotide messenger RNA. RefSeq names its product dimethyladenosine transferase, variant 2. Gene Ontology annotation, cellular component: mitochondrial matrix. Gene Ontology annotation, biological process: rRNA methylation. The coding region runs from base 74 to 817 and encodes 247 amino acids. Gene Ontology annotation, molecular function: rRNA (adenine-N6,N6-)-dimethyltransferase activity. Lineage: Eukaryota; Oomycota; Saprolegniomycetes; Saprolegniales; Verrucalvaceae. The transcript is spliced from 3 exons. The record is from RefSeq and is a predicted model, not a curated record.
GAAAUCCCAUCAGCCAAUCCGUGCGGGUAUUCGAUUGGCUGGUAUUUGGUCGGGCCAUUCCAACUCGUCGACGAUGCCGAAAGAGAAGAAGGUGAAGCGCCGCCACCACACGACGACCGCGGAAGCUGCAGGCGCCAGCCAAAACUCGCGAGGGAGGACGCUUGCCACUCCCAACACGGACUUGGGCCAGCAUUUCUUGAAGAACCCUGCGAUUGCCGCGGAAAUUGUCGCCAAGGCUGCCAUCCGCAGCACCGACAUUUGUCUCGAAGUUGGGCCCGGGACAGGGAACAUCACGAUGAAGCUCCUUGAGCAAGCGAAGAAAGUCAUUGCCGUCGAAUUCGACCCUCGAAUGAUUGCGGAAGUGCAAAAGCGUGUGCAAAACACCGAGCACGCCCAGCGCCUUCACAUCAUCCAUGGCGACGCCAUCAAGGUCCAGCUGCCCUUCUUUGACGUGUGCGUCGCCAACUUGCCGUACCAAAUCUCGUCGCCCUUUGUCUUCAAGCUGCUUUCACAUCGCCCCAUGUUCCGAUGCGCCGUUGUCAUGUUCCAAGAAGAGUUUGCCAAACGUCUCAGCGCCAGGCCUGGAGACGAAUUGUACUGCCGAUUGUCUGUGAACACGCAGUUGCUGGCCAAGGUGGAUCAGUUGCUCAAGGUUGGCCGCAGCAACUUUCGACCGCCGCCCAAAGUCGAGUCCCGCGUCGUGCGCAUUGAGCCAAAGAACCCGCCGCCCCCCGUCAACUUUACGGUGGGCCAUUUCCACGAGAAUAGUCGUGAUACGAUAAUGGCAUGUCUUCAUAGGAAUGGGACGGCAUGGUGAAGAUCAUUUUCAACCGCAAAAACAAAACCCUCCGCGCGAGCUUUUGCACCAAGCCGGUGCUCAAGGUCCUCGAAGACAAUUACAAAACGUACUGCUCGCUCCACAACUUGGCCGUCGACCCUGCCUUCGACAUCAAGCAGCUCGUCGAAGAUGUGCUCGUUGAAACCAAGUUUUCGGAUCAACGUGGCAGCAAAAUGGACCUCGACGACUUUCUCGUGCUCCUCAACGCGUUCAACUCGCGACAAGUUCACUUUUCCUGAAUAUGGGAGACACUUUCGAUUUCACCCGUUGACCUGAUCAGCUACGCACUCGUCUGCAUCCUACCGCGACGCAUGACUACUGCCAAAGCUUUUUGUGCGACCGUCGUACGUGCACGAUUUGUCCAGAGCGUAGUGCGACACUUCUGCUUGAUAGCACGCAAUAGACAUCGAAACAGCUGACCGGGUGCGUAUCGGGGUGUAGCUGACGACGACAGAUCUGUCGCCCAAGGCGAAUAGGAGAAUCCCAAAUGUGGCCAUGCAUGUACCUCGGAACAGGUAGUCCAGUAGGGAUGUACUGAUGCGACCAGUAAACAUUUGGCUCCCCCAAGCUGUAGAAGGAAUGCGCGGAGGCCACUGGGUGCGAACGGUUCGUUUCGCGGUCCUGGCGAAAGAUACAAAUUUGGCGAAUGGGAGAGGAACGAAGGUCACUCUCCCAAACUUCCGAGGACUGCUACCAUCGCUGUCAUGACGCAUGGAAAGCAUUCGUUUUCGUCCGUGUCGACUGAUGGGAUAUCGUCCCGAACGCGCGUCGCGGAUGUCCCACACGAUGCUUCUUCGACUGUCGGUGCCGAGGGGUU